AUGGCAACUGGGACGCCUGUGAUGCUGCAGAACAAAGUUGAAGCAUCUGACUUGGAGAAUGAGUCAGAAAUACUACUGGAAAGCUUGAAUCAGUUGUCGGCGUGGGAGCUGCAAAUGGACAAAGUGGAGAAAGAUGCCGAUAUUUAUAGACUCAAAUUGACUCAACCUAUGUAUGCUAAACGGAGGACAAUGUUGAAAACCAUUCCUAGAUUUUGGUACAUAAUUAUAGCUGAGAACGAUGAGUUUGCUGAAUAUGCUAGUCCAGAUGACCUCAAGUAUUUGGAGUAUAUAGAUGACAUCUAUGUUCACCACCCAGUAGUGGAAGAAGACGAAGGACAGAGGAUCUGCAAUCCCAGGGACUUUGAUAUCACAAUCAGCUUCAAAAAAAGCCCAAUCAUCGAGGAACAGAGCGUGACCAAGAGUUUCAAAGUGGUUUUACGUGAUAAUGGAGAAGAGCAUUUGGAGUCACUUCCAGUGGAGAUCAAGUGGCCACAUGAAUUGUCAAAGAUCAACCCUCAAUUAGUGAAAGAAAGAACAAAUGGAGGCAAAAACAUGACCUCAGAAGAUAAGAAAUGGUAUCGUGCAGGCAUGAAGUCGUUCUUCUCGUGGUUUGCGUGGACAGGAAAGAAGCCAGGAAAGGAAUUUAGAAACGGUGAAGACUUGGCAAAUUUAAUCUCAGAAGACAUUUUCAUCAAUGCAUUGAAGUACUACAUUGUUGCAUUAACAAAUGAAUCUGAGGAUGAGGACAGUAAUGAGGAAGAUAGCUCUGAAGGCGAGGAAUUAGACUUGAGUGAUGUUGAUGUAGGUCAAAAAAAGCGGUCGCUUGACAACACCAACGGGACUGAAUUGAAGAAACCAAAGAAAGCAACACAAGCGAAAGGUUAA
Lodderomyces theae is the source of this 885-nucleotide messenger RNA. RefSeq lists its product as uncharacterized. Lineage: Eukaryota; Fungi; Ascomycota; Pichiomycetes; Serinales; Debaryomycetaceae. The coding region runs from base 1 to 885 and encodes 294 amino acids. Gene Ontology annotation, biological process: nucleosome assembly. The record is from RefSeq and is a predicted model, not a curated record. Gene Ontology annotation, molecular function: histone binding; chromatin binding. Gene Ontology annotation, cellular component: chromatin; nucleus. The transcript has 2 exons.